Molecule: messenger RNA, 513 nt
Organism: Ectocarpus sp. CCAP 1310/34
Lineage: Eukaryota; Phaeophyceae; Ectocarpales; Ectocarpaceae
Source: the annotation of a GenBank genome assembly
GUUUUCCACUGCCACGAGCGAACGCGUUGAUGAUGUUGCCACCUAGAACACCUUGGGGCUCGAUCCCUGGCUUGCUUCCCCCGAUCUGCGACCUUUCUCUUCCCGGCAGCCGCAGCAGUAGCAGGCGGUAGGUGCGAAGACGGUGCACCUCGCGCGCCGCCCGCAUCUUGUGGCGUUAAAAACGACGGACGGGUGCUGCUGGUAAUACCCUGGGCCUCUCCACCAUUCUGCGUGAUCCACUCUUCGUUGAAGACACUCACUCGUCUGCUUCAGCCCCCAUGCGUUCUCGAUUGCGUCCCAUCGCUCCUUCGCAACGGAAUUGCCCGCCGUCACAUGUGCCUUUAUCGUCCCGAAGUGACGGUCAAGAAUCAGUCCUCGUUGUUUCAACUUCGAGAGUUUGCCAAGGUCCUUCAACAACUCAUGGGAUAAGGGGUUGGACAGGGACAUGAUCACCCUGCACGGCAGGCAACUCGUGGCACGCUGCACCACGUUGCGUGGUAAAUUAAAGAAUCU